CGUCCCUCCUGUUGCUAGUCGCGGGUCUGCCUCAGCGGCAAAGCAAGGUGUGUGAAAACUGAAAUAAAUGGCCGUCAUGGCUCGCGUCGAGGACAAAUACUUAGCGAGGAUAACGUCCAUUCAUCAGAGCAUCCAUCAACGCCUUGCUCUUAUUUUUUUGACAAGAAUCCUUGAUAAUUUCUUUGGAAUAAAUAGCUCUCCUGUGCCUUCAGUUCUCAGAUAAAAGGUUCCAAACUGCACGGUUAUCUCAGGCAAAUCUGUGUCAGGGAGGCACAAGCGAAAAUGAGAAACCUUGAGCUUUUGAGAGAUGUGGAGUGCCUUCAAAUUAACAUGCAACAAUACAGUCCUAACCUUUUCUCUUUACAACAACAAAAGGCUGAAUUUUCAAAUAAAAUUUACAGAUUUAUGGAAGAAUUGAAGGCAACAGGGAACUCAAAGCUGAAAUCUGUACAAGGCGAUUGCGAGGACAGCUCCCUCUCUCACAUAGCAGAGGAUUUUACAAAUGCACCUGCGGUCAUCUCAAUGGGCCACCGAACCUCCGGAGGGGCCUACCAUGCAACUGGCAUCACAAGUGUACUCUCACACCAAGCAUUGCACUGUUCGCCCAAUCGUAGCAUGUACUCAUGCAAACGACUACCAAGUGGCCCUUUGAAGGACUUCACAGUUGUGAGAGAGGAAGCCACCGCCAACCGAGCACAUUUAUCAGAUGACAUUUCAGCUCCAGACAAUCCUGCCGAUGGCCAUCAUUUGACUGACAAACACGGAAAAAGGUUGGCGACGCUCCAGUUUGUUCAAACUGCAACGGUGCCUUUUGUAAAUGACGAUGAACAAGAACCUGAACCUCAGGUGACCUUGAGGAGUUCCAAGAGGAAUCCAUCUCUGGGCAGCAGCAAUAACCCAAUAGGGCUCCAGAAUCCCCCUGCUGAACACAUUAACUCCACAGCGAUUGCUCUUGCGACACCCUUAAUGGAAAAUUCCGCAAGAGGUUUUAGCCGUUUAAUGCCUGAAACAGCCGCUGCAAGAAAAUGUGAAGAUAUCUCAGGCAAAUCUGAAAGUUUCAACUCCAGCACUGAUGAUGCGCAGGUGUCGGAAAGCAGUUUGAGUAACUUGUCCAUUUCUCUGUCGCAAUCCGAGUCGGAGGAUGACGAGCCUCAGAGUGAAGCGGUUGCAAGGAAUACUGGACCUGAUGGAAGUUGCCGCAGUCCCAUCUCAAGCUUCAAGAGCACACCUCACUCACUUUCCCUGGAAGGACUCUUUAAGCUUAUACACUCCAUUGAGGGGCGACUUCAUGGUGAUCAAACAAGAGUGUAUGGGAAUUGUUCAAUUGAUGAAAGACAAUUCAUUCGAAUUAUCAGCCUUUGUGACAGUGAAGCGGGCUUGAAUGAGGAGGACCUUGAAGCAUGCGGCGCAGUGGUGCUUCAUGAGCUCCAGAGGUUGUCAUUGAGCACAGAGAAGGGUUGCCUGCUACCACAGGAGCUCGUGAGUGCACACCCGUCCAGCACAGAGCAUAUGACAGUCAGCCUCCCUCCUGAUGCCGCUCGGCUGUGGGAUCGCUGGUUCAAGCACGCCCUUCUGCUCAAGGAGAGCCGUGUCCUUAGCACUGAGCGCUUGGUCGAACUGUUUGGGCCCUUGCUCGUGGAGCGUCAUGCAACAUAUCACCACCAGGCCAAAGUGCUGCUGAGGACAUUUCUUUCCCGGUCCAGUGAGGAGUGCCCCUCAGCAGAUGAGGAGAGUGACUCUACUUGUUCUUGUGGCCCUCCGUCUCUCGCACCUCAUUGUGGAGAUGUGAAGCCUGCCAGGAGGAUCCAAGAGCAACAGAUCCAAGAACUACAAAGUGCAGAAGAGGAGAGCCACGACGAAAGCCCUGUGGAAAGUGUUCCUAUUAGAGAGACAAAAGCGUAUCAGUUACUUAAGCUAUCAGCCAUGCAAGAACGACUGCCGAGUUCUGAAGAGGAGGAGGAAGAAGUGGGAGAGCAGGAUGACGCCUCAGAAAUAAAUCAUGGCCCUGAAGUGGACCUUGGGAGGGCCAAAUGCUCCUCACAUCAAGACCCUUACCCUCGGAAAGACAAGAUGAACCCAAAGAUUUAUUCUGCUCUGCAGUCAAAAGAGCUCUGGGGGGAGUCAGAUGACAGCAACUCAGAGAUCGAAGCAGCCUUGCGUCCACAACCUUUCAACACAAAAGACGACGACACAGAUGACUUCUACGACUGAUGCUUGAAAAAAGCUGCGUUUAUAUAAAAGCGCCUACUCACACAGCUUGGCUAAAUAUGUGUUAUUUUACACCUUGACCUCUAUAUUAGUAGUCUGCAUUGUAAACCUAGCACUGGUGUUGUAAAAACAAAUAAUAAAGUUGACAACUCUCAGGCUGAGUAAAGUAUGUGAAGAGUUGCCUAACACGCUGCAGUUAA
Messenger RNA from Phyllopteryx taeniolatus (common seadragon), 2408 nucleotides. RefSeq names its product kizuna centrosomal protein (gene kiz). The transcript is spliced from 14 exons. Gene Ontology annotation, biological process: spindle organization. The record is from RefSeq and is a predicted model, not a curated record. Lineage: Eukaryota; Metazoa; Chordata; Actinopteri; Syngnathiformes; Syngnathidae. Gene Ontology annotation, cellular component: centrosome. The coding region runs from base 283 to 2211 and encodes 642 amino acids.